Molecule: messenger RNA, 1188 nt
Organism: Haemonchus placei
Lineage: Eukaryota; Metazoa; Nematoda; Chromadorea; Rhabditida; Trichostrongylidae
Source: the annotation of a GenBank genome assembly
GUGCAACAGUGUCUAGAAAAGUCAAGUGCAAAAUAUGCCGACUCUGCGAAAUCGGACAUUCUCGGCGCUUUAGCCGAAUUUAAGGAUCUCUUGCCAGAUACGGAAAGCUACACAUUCCCAGAUGGUAAACGCAAAACAGCUUUUCGCUUGCACGGAACUAUUCCAGUGUUUUACAAGGGCGCCAGAUAUAAUAUUCCUAUAUCAGUGUAUUUGUGGGACACUCAUCCAUAUUAUGCUCCUAUAUGUUACGUAUGUCCCACGCCGACGAUGGUCAUACGUGAGUCAGAGCACGUAACGAAGCAAGGUCGUGUAUUUCUACCGUACCUAAAUGAAUGGCGGUUCCCGGGUUAUGAUUUGAACGGCUUGUUGCAGGUGAUGGCGAUGGUAUUUCAAGAGAAAUGUCCGGUAUUUGCGAAGUCAACAUCAGCAUCUGCCAACAGCACUCCUACACCUUCUUCUGCCACCUCACAGCCAACACCAUCAUAUCCCACGCCUUAUCCGACCACAAAUCCCUCGAUGCCAACUCCAUAUCCGACUGUCAUGCCACCUUAUUCAGGGCAAACCCCCUAUCCCACGGCAGGCACUCAAUUUGGAAAUGCAUAUGUGAAUACUCCAUAUCCACAACCGCCGAUUCCAACUCGACCGACUCCACCAGUUCCACCAGUUCCUACUUCAUCAACGGGUACGCUCCAGCCAGAGCAUAUUCGAGUAUCAAUAAUUAGUGCCCUCGAGGAUAAGCUGAGAAUGCGGCUGAGAGAGAAAAUGGGCACGUCUCAUGCAGAAAUGGCUUCGAUUCGAGAAACUCAAUCUGAACUGCAAGCUGGUCAGCGAACUCUUCGCAACAUGAUAGAAGAACUCGAAAAACAGCAAAAGCUCCUAGAGUCCUUCAUUUUCGAUAAAAAAGCCGAACUGACGCGAACGUUGGCAGAAUGUGGCGGUGACAGCGAAAACAAAACGGUUGAUAUCGACCAAGCCAUCGAUGCGGCCACACCGUUGCAUAGACAGAUAGUGACGAAUUACGCUCAAGACUUAGCAUGUGAUGACGUCAUUUAUGCACUCGGUAUGUUUUUUCUGAAGAAGAUAUCUGUUCAAGAAUAUCUGCGGUACGUACGAGAUAUCUCACGAAAGCAAUUCAUCUUUCGGGCCACAAUGCAGAAGUGUCGAAAAGCGGCGGGUUUACCAAUUUAA